CAAGAGACUAUCAGUUGUGGUUUCGGUUUCGGUUAAUAAAAUUUAAUUAUAAUCGCCGACAACAUGAAGGUAUUCAUUUGUUUAUUAUCAGUUAUUGCCGUCUGUUCGGCUGGUAUAUUAAGCGGUGGCGGAGGUCUUGGUAGUUAUGGUGGCGGUGGCCAUGGAGGAUGGGCAGGCGGGGGAGCUUCAUUUGGCGGUGGAAUAGGCGGUGGUCAUGGAGGUUUUGGAGGAGGUUAUGGUGGGGGUUAUGGAGGUGGGCAUGGUGGUGGAAUAGGAGGUGGUGGAGGUGUUAAAAUUAUUAAAGUUAUAAGCAGUGGUGGAGGUGGAUAUGGAGGAGGUUUUGGUGGUGGUCAUGGUGGUGGUUAUGGAGGAGGAUUUGGUGGUGGUCACGGAGGUAGUUAUGGAGGAGGAUUUGGUGGUCAUAGCGCUGGUUAUGGCGGAGGAUUUGGUGGCGGUCAUGGUGGUGGUUAUGGAGGAGGAUUUGGUGGUGGCCAUGGAGGCGGAGCUAUUGGCGGAGGUGGUGUUGUUAAAGUUAUAAAAGUUGUAGAUGCUGGUAGCUUUGGUGGCGGACAUGGUGGUUUUGGUGGCGGACACGGUGGUUUUGGUGGUGGUUAUGGAGGUGGAUACGGUGGAGGAUUAGGAGGUGGAUUAGGAGGUGGAUGGCAGCCAAGUGGAGGAUGGGCCUAG
This is a messenger RNA of Condylostylus longicornis, 687 nucleotides long. RefSeq lists its product as uncharacterized. The record is from RefSeq and is a predicted model, not a curated record. The transcript is spliced from 2 exons. Lineage: Eukaryota; Metazoa; Arthropoda; Insecta; Diptera; Dolichopodidae. The coding region runs from base 64 to 687 and encodes 207 amino acids.